AUGUCACAACCUCAAUCUCAACAGCACCUGCAAGCUCACCAGCCUGUACGCGAGCACUCUGUUGAGACUAUUCGUAGAAAUAGUGAAGUCAUGGGCAAUCUUCGUAAAUUGAUGGUGGCUAACCGCGGUGAAAUUGCUAUUCGUUGCUUCCGUACAGCACAUGAGCUAUCCAUGAGAACAGUGGCCAUUUUCUCCAAUGAAGAUAGAUUAUCUAUGCAUCGUUACAAGGCCGAUGAAUCUUAUCAAAUUGGCCAACUCGGCCAAUUCAGUCCUGUGGGUGCUUAUUUGGCUCAAGAUGAGAUAGUAAGAAUUGCAAAGGAGAGAAAUGUAUCCAUGAUUCAUCCUGGUUACGGCUUCCUGUCGGAAAAUGCUGAAUUUGCUCGUAAAGUUGAAGCUGCUGGCAUCACAUUUAUUGGUCCUUCUCCCGAAGUCAUUGACAGUUUGGGCGAUAAAACCAAAGCAAGAACUAUUGCCAUGAACUGUGAUGUGCCUGUGGUGCCUGGUACGCCCGGUCCUGUCAGCGAGUUCAACGAAGCCAGAGCCUUCAUCAAGGAGUACGGAUUUCCCAUUAUUAUCAAGGCUGCCAUGGGCGGUGGUGGUCGUGGCAUGCGUGUUGUUCGUGAUGAAGCGUCAUUAGAGGAUUCUUUCCACCGUGCCAAGUCUGAAGCACUCUCUGCCUUUGGUGAUGGUACCGUGUUCAUUGAGCGUUUCCUCGAUAAACCUCGCCAUAUCGAAGUCCAAUUGCUUGCUGAUCGUGCUGGUAAUGUUGUUCACUUGUUUGAACGUGAUUGCUCUGUUCAACGUCGUCAUCAAAAGGUGGUGGAGAUUGCUCCCGCCAAAAACCUGGAUAACAAGUGUCGCGAAGCCAUUCUCAAUGAUGCCAUCAAGAUUGCCAAGGCUGUCAAGUACAAGAAUGCAGGUACCGCUGAAUUCUUGGUCGAUGAUCAAAAUCGCCAUUAUUUCAUUGAAAUCAAUCCUCGUAUCCAAGUUGAGCACACCAUCACUGAAGAAAUCACUGGCAUUGAUAUUGUUGCCGCACAGAUCCAAAUUGCUGCUGGUGCAUUGCUGCCCCAACUCGGUUUAACGCAGCAACGUAUCCGUCAAAGAGGGUACGCCAUUCAAUGCCGUGUUACUACGGAGGACCCUGAAAAGGGAUUCCAGCCUGACACAGGAAAGAUCGAAGUCUAUCGUUCUUCAGGCGGUAAUGGUGUUCGUUUGGACGGUGGUGCGGGCUUUGCUGGUGCUGUUAUCACUCCUCACUACGACUCCUUACUUGUCAAGGUCACUUGUACUGGUUCUACUUAUGAAGUGGCUCGCAGAAAGGUUGUUCGCGCCCUGGUCGAGUUCCGUAUUCGUGGUGUCAAGACCAAUAUCCCCUUCUUACAACGUCUUGUCACUUAUCCUACUUUCAUGACCGGCAACUGCUGGACCACUUUUAUCGAUGACACGCCUGAUUUGUUUGAAUUGGUGCAAUAUCAAAACCGUGCUCAACGUAUGCUGGGCUAUCUAGGUGAUGUUAUCGUGAAUGGAUCUCAAGUGAAGGGCCAAGUAGGUGAGCCUACAUACAAACAUGAGAUUGAUGUCCCCGUCUUGGUGGAUGCUCAAGGAAACAACAUUAAUCCCACCACUGCUGCUCCUGAUGGCUGGCGUAAGGUACUGCUGGAUCAAGGCCCUGAGGGAUUUGCAAAGGCCGUUCGUGCUUAUCCUGGUGUCUUGAUUAUGGACACGACAUGGCGUGAUGCUCACCAGAGUUUGUUGGCCACGCGUGUCCGUACGAUUGAUUUAUUGCGUAUUGCUCAGACCACAGCUCAUGGUCUUUCCAACGCCUUCUCUCUAGAAUGCUGGGGUGGCGCUACAUUUGAUGUUUCUAUGCGUUUCCUUCACGAGGACCCUUGGGACCGUCUUAUGAAGUUGCGUAAGGCUGUGCCCAACAUUCCCUUCCAGAUGCUACUUCGUGGUGCCAAUGCGGUAGGCUAUACCUCUUAUCCUGACAAUGUCAUCUACGAGUUCUGUGACAAGGCUGUCAAGGCUGGUAUGGAUAUCUUCCGUGUCUUUGAUUCUCUUAAUUACGUUGAAAACAUGAAGCUCGGCAUUGAUGCUGUCAAGAAGGCUGGUGGUGUAGUAGAAGCUAGUAUCUGUUAUACUGGCGACGUAUCGGACAAGUCUCGCACAAAAUACACAUUGGAGUACUAUGUCGACUUGGCACAACAAUUGGUCAAUGAAGGCAUUCACAUCUUGGGUAUCAAGGACAUGGCUGGUUUAUUGAAGCCUGCUGCGGCUACCUUGUUGGUGGGCACAUUGCGCGAAAAGUUCCCUGACCUUCCUAUCCAUAUGCACACGCACGAUACUGCUGGCACUGGUGUGGCUUCCAUGAUGGCUGCUGCUGCUGCUGGCGCUGACAUUGUUGAUGCUGCUAUUGAUUCCAUGUCUGGCAUGACUUCUCAGCCUGCUAUGGGUGCUCUUGUUGCUGCUCUCGAGCAAACCAACAUGGGAACUGGUAUUAGCAUGAAGAAUGUGCAUUCUCUCAAUUCGUAUUGGGAACAAGCUCGUCUCUUGUACUCUUGCUUUGAGGCCAAUGUUAAAUCUGCCGAUUCCGGUGUCUAUGAUCAUGAAAUGCCUGGUGGCCAAUACACCAACCUGAUGUUCCAAGCUCAACAACUCGGCUUGGGCACGCAAUGGAUUCAAAUCAAGAAGGCCUAUGCUGAAGCCAACAAGCUUUGCGGUGAUCUUGUCAAAGUCACUCCUUCUUCCAAAGUGGUGGGUGAUUUGGCUCAAUUCAUGGUGUCCAAUGGCCUCAGUGGCGAAGAAGUGGAAGAGCGCGCUUCAUCUUUGUCUUUCCCUACAUCUGUUGUUGAGUUCUUCCAAGGCUAUUUGGGUCAACCUUAUGGUGGCUUCCCUGAGCCUCUUCGUUCGAACAUUAUUCGUGAUUUGCCCCCUAUCAAUGGUCGUCCUGGUGCCACUUUGCAGCCUCUGGAUCUUGGCCAACUCAAAGCUGAACUAACCGCCAAGUAUGGCAACAACAUUCGCGACUACGAUGUCAUCUCUGCUGCACUGUAUCCUCGUGUAUUUGCAGAUUACCGUGAAACUGUCAGCCAAUUUGGCGAUCUGUCUGUCAUCCCUACUCGCUACUUUUUGUCCAAGCCUGAGAUUGGAGAAGAGUUCCAAGUUGAGAUUGAAGAGGGCAAGACAUUGAUCAUCAAGCUGUUGGCUGUGGGCCCAUUGAAUGACACUGGUAAGCGUGAUGUCUAUUUUGAGUUAAAUGGUGAAGCCCGUGUUGUUGGUAUUGUAGACACUAAUGCUGCUGUCGAGGUUGUUACUCGCGAGAAGGCUAAUCCUGGCAAGCUUGGUGAUGUCGCUGCUCCUAUGUCUGGCGUCGUUAUUGAAGUUAAGGCAAAGGCAGGUCAGUUAAUCAAGGCCGGCGAUCAAAUUGCUGUAUUGAGUGCCAUGAAGAUGGAAACUGUGGUAACUGCUCCCAUCUCUGGUAGAAUCGACCGUGUUGUCGCUCAAACUGGCGAUUCAUUGAACUCUGGUGAUCUGGUCAUUCAAAUCGUUCAGGAAGAGUAG
Mucor velutinosus is the source of this 3564-nucleotide messenger RNA. RefSeq lists its product as uncharacterized. NCBI's taxonomy places the organism in Eukaryota, Fungi, Mucoromycota, Mucoromycetes, Mucorales, Mucoraceae. Gene Ontology annotation, biological process: gluconeogenesis; pyruvate metabolic process. The transcript is spliced from 5 exons. The record is from RefSeq and is a predicted model, not a curated record. Gene Ontology annotation, molecular function: metal ion binding; ATP binding; pyruvate carboxylase activity. The coding region runs from base 1 to 3564 and encodes 1187 amino acids. Gene Ontology annotation, cellular component: cytoplasm.